Molecule: messenger RNA, 5523 nt
Organism: Fukomys damarensis (Damara mole-rat)
Lineage: Eukaryota; Metazoa; Chordata; Mammalia; Rodentia; Bathyergidae
Gene: Mavs
Product: mitochondrial antiviral signaling protein
Exons: 9
Coding region: 1369-2892 (507 amino acids)
Source: RefSeq, a predicted model, not a curated record
GGUCCCCUGGGCUCUGCGUGCUCCAACGCCCUUUGCGGAGGUGGGCUGAAGCAGCCGGAGUCCAGGGGCACUCAGUCCGCCAGGGCGCUUAGGGGGUGGGGUGCACUGCGGGCCUGGAGGGGGACGGGACAAACAGGACUCCGGGACCCCGAGCUUGGGAAAACUGAGGGCUCUGCCCAUUGCGUCCAGCGUCCGGAAAGACGGGGGAUAUGGCCCGGGGCGCUUGCUAGAGGUCGAAGGGAAGGUUGGGCCCGAAGGAGAUGGAAUGAGCUCCUUCCGUCGUCCGCAGGCCCGAGGUGACCCUCACUCGAGGCGGAACCGGGUGCGCCGACUUGUGGCGGGGCAGCUUGGGAGUAGGGCCUCUUCCUGCUCCCGCGUAGUGACUGUUCUCGGCCGGCCCUGACACCUGCUCAGAACGGCCUCCUCGUGUCCUGCGGGUCUUGGUCCCGCCCAGGAACCCGAUCCGAGGCUUGGAGGCCUGUCCCUCGGGAGGGUGGCUGUUUCUUUCCACGACGCGCUCUGUUCAGAGAUUCUUUGGGCUGUCAGGUCGGAAACUUGGCCACUUCAGAACUCUCCACCACCUCCCUUUUUAUGAGAUUGAAAGGAGGUUCCAGGUACGAAUGGAAAUGAAACAAAUCAAGAACAACUUUCUUUGUAUGGAAGCCAUAAAACUUAUAAAACAUCUUGGAGGACAGUUAAGCUACCAGGGAACUGAGGCUAACGUUAGUGGACGCGGGGUAAUGUCCUCAGCACUGUCCCAGACAAUCUGCAUUUCUGCCGAGAGAAGAGACUAAAUUUUGCGUCCUCCCAGGUCCACCCUCACCGACCCAUCCCCACCUCUGCGGUGACCUUGGGCCCUCCCUGGACUUGAAUGCAGGGGGCUAUGUAGCUCUCACUUGCUGCAGGGGCCUCUAUGCCCUGCAAGGUGUAUGCCCAGCUUAAAGGAGGCAGCAAAUCUUGGGUCCUGCAUGGACCCUGACCAGUGCAGGGGGAAGAGGAGAAAGUCUUCAUAGACCUCCACAGAGUUGUUCUUUGUUCAUCUCCUGAAGACUUGGAAUACCCCCACCUCCCUGAACACCUGACUUCUUGUCUUACUGGCGGUCCUACCAGGAAUGUGGCUCCUGGUGGUUGACAAAGCAAGUCAUGCAACACAGGGCUGAGGCCACCAGACAGGACUGUUGCCCAUCUCCCAUCCGACUAUACAUUGGAUGAUAGCAUAGACCUUUCCGUCUUACUCCCUGUAGCACUCCCUGAUGGGGAUGCAAAUGAGAAACAAGCAAACACGUCUAUAAUUGCAAAAUGUGUCUUUCCCUCUCUCAGUCCAUAUACCUACAUAGAGUGAGUCCUCUCUUCAGAAGCUGAACAGCCAUGACCAGCGCUGAGGAGAAAACUUACAAGUUUAUCUGCCGCAAUCAUAGUAGUUUUUGCCGUGUUGAUGUUCUGGAGAUUCUCCCUUACCUGCCCUGCCUGACACCCAGUGACCAGGAUCGAUUGCGCGCCUCCUACUCGCGCCUGGGGAACAGGGACACACUAUGGGACCUCUUCAACACCCUCCAGCGGCGGACAGGCUGGGUGGAGUCUCUCAUUGGGGCCCUGAGGACCUGUGAGCUGAGUGGGCUUGCUGAUCAAGUGAAUCGUGUAUACCAGAGCUCCCAGCCUUCUGGGACUCCACCCCGGGUCCCAGGCCCAGUGGACACACCGGAAGUUCCUGCUGAGGUUCCAGCAGCCCGUAACUCUGGUGCAACCCACAGCAUCCCCCACAAUGGCUACCAAGAGGAGCUAAGUUACCCCCAGCCUGUCCAGGACACCCAGACACCAAAGUCCCCCAGGGAGAGUUCAGAGGCGGUCCCACAGACACCCAGUUUGGGGGCCAUCCAGAGGAGGCCCAGUGGAUCCUCGGAGCUCUCCUCCAACCUGCUAGCCCUCAGUCCGACCCCCAGCGGACAUCAGGAGCAGAACCCAGAACCGGGCAGCACCCAUGGGGCAGGCCCAGUCUCCAGCCCCACAUCACCAAGAGGACCUGUGUCUCCAACUGUCUCCUUCCAGCCCCUGGCCCGUUCCACCCCCAGGGCGAGCCGCUUGCCUGGACCCUCAGGGGCAGUGGCAGCUGUGUCUGUUAGCCCCUCCUUUUCCUCUUCUCCCUCUUCCACUAGCUUGCCUUCUGCAGGCAGUGCUGGUAACCAGGCCAAGGCCUCCAUCUAUCCCAGGGUGGUACCCACAGAGGUACCUGCCAACUCUGUUACAGCCAGCUCAGUGCCUUCUGCCACCACUCUGAAGCCUGUGGACACUGUGACCUCCAGAGUGCCUGCCAGCCCAGUACCUGCUAAUGUGCUCACCAAUCCAGCACCAUCCAAACACGCUGGCCUAAGGUCAUCCAAAGUGCCCACUAGCAUAGUGUCCACCAAGGCACCAACCAGCACAGUGCCAUCCAUUGGGAGCAGCGGCAGAGCCAAGGAGAUGGCAGAGGCUCCAGUACCCACAGCUACAAUUGGAGGCAGCUCACCCUGGCCAGUCAGCAGCUCUGGGAACCUACACUCUGCACCAGAAAUGAGCAAGCCCGGGGAGCUAAAAUCCCGGGAGUACAGCCAACCAUACUCCGGCUGUUCUGCAGACCUCGCCAUCAGCCCCAGUAGCUCCCUGGCCUCAGAGCCUACCCAUGGCCCAGAGGAGAAUGAGUAUGUGUGUUUUGGGAUCCAUGUGGCUGAGGACCCCAGUGCCAACCUCAUGGCUGGCAACCCUGAGCCACACAUUGUCUUGCAAGAGCAGGAAGAGGAGGAAGAGACCAGUGCUGGAUGGUCAGUGCCCUGGACUUCCUGGCUUGGAGCAGCUGUGGCAAGUGCACUCCUAGGUGUGCUCCUGGCAGUGCUGUACCGGCGGCGCCCACUCCAGUGAAGGCUUGGCUUUCUGCACCAUGUACCUGUGCCGUACCAUGCACUCAUUUCACAGUCUACUUUCUCCAGGCUGGGAGGGGCUGGGUCAGAAGGGAGCUCAGGGACUGCAGGCUGGAGGGGGGCUGUGGUCUGGCUUCACCCCACCCUGGGUGCAACCUUUCCAUCUUAGUUCAUGCUCUCUGCUUGUCGCUGAAGCUCUGGGAAGUUCCCAGAGCUUGGGACCUCACCCACCUGGCAGUGAGGGUUGUCACCUGAUGUGCCCCUGAGUUUUCCCUGACCAGGCCUCAUCCCUUUUUGCCUACGCCUGCAGAUCAGGAGGUGCCACUAGAGAGCACUUUGAGUUGUAGUUCCUCUUGUGCCUAGGCCCCAGAGGCUCAGUUGCAAAUGUGCUGACUGAGAACCCUGUAAGACCUUGCUCCCAUCUACAGCAGUCCAGGCUGAGGCUGUGGCACUGGACCUGGGGAGCAGCUGGGUGGCAGGUGCUUCAGGUUCCCUGCACCUCUCCACUGCCAGGCAACCCUGGAGGGAGGUCUUGAGGUUCAUGUGGACCUUGAACUCAGAGGCAACUGCCAGACCCACAGAAGACAUCUGGAGCCCCUCCCCAGCCUCCCCUCCCCUUUCCUGGUCACUGUUCUCUUUGGCUUCCUGUAUGGGUUUAGAGUAGGAACACUGAGUGGGCAGAGCUCAGGCCAAGUUUAAACUUCAGGUCCAACCUUUCUGGGCUGUGUGGCCCUGAGAGAUGCUAAGACUCUAGUCUUGUUUCCCUAUGUGGACAGAGUCUCUACUCUUCCUUCACGAGGCUCUUCUGAGAUUGAAGUUGCAGGUAAUUGGCCAGGACCUGGCUCAGGGGUGUGACCGCUGAGCAUCCUCUCACUUCCCUCUGUCCUUGCCUGGGUUUGAGAAGCAGAAUGCACUGAGAUAAGAGUACACUCUGCGGCGACACAGCUCAGCCUGCAUCCUGCAUUCUGCUGUGCCUCUUGCUAGCUCUGUGGUCUCUGGCAAGGUAUUAACCACUGUGUGCCUCACUUUUCUCAUCUGUUAAAUGGGGGAGAGUAUCUCCUGGUGUUGUCACGAGGAUUAAAUGAAUUUAUCUAUGUAAGUCUUAGAAUGAGUCUUGGCAUUAACUGAGGGUUGGAUGCAUGUUGCUAUCAGUAUUAAAUGCUGAAGACUAGAGCCCUCAGCUAGAGGUAAACCCAGACCCCACAGCCUCUCCUACCUUCUAUUUGCCCCUCACUUCACCUUGUGCUCUGGGGAGCUGUGGGAGGUUGGCAUGACCUCUUGAGCAGCAGAGAAGAAUGGGGAUGAGGGUGUCCCCCUACCUCCAUACGUGGGAUGACCGGCCACAUUUACAUCAGAAACACACUGGGCAACUAGGGAUGUCCUCGUGGCUUCUUCUUAGGUAGCCUUUGCUGGACAAGUGGUAGGCAUAGGAGCGCUCUCUACUUCUGGGCUCUGAAAGCAAUAAGAGCAACAGCCCUCGGUGACAUCAGGAGUGGGCUCCGGGCAGCUUCUCCCUGCACUGCCCUAAGGGACUUCACUGACCUAAAGACCUCUACUUAGGAACCUCAACCCACAUUGCAAACCCAACAGUGGUACUGUGAGUCCAGGAGAAGUCUGUCCUCAUGCUGUCUGCACCACUACCCAUUGUCUUUGCUCUUAUCCCCUGAGCUUCCUGUCCUGUCCCAGGUACAGUGCCAGCCAGGUCAGUGAGCAAUUCACUAGGGUGUUUGUUUUACUGUACUAUCCCCUGAGGUAGAUACAUUUUGAAAAACAUAUAUACCUCAAGAAGGUAAUAAGCAGCCCCAAGGAGUGUUUCCAAAAUGGUGGGGUUUCUACCUUGGUGAGUAACCCUUGGAAGCAGUGGUUGGGUACAGAGAGGGCUGAGGGCCCUCCCAGCAUUUUCACAUAAUGGCACCAAGAAGUCCUGACUGGCCUGCAUUUAGCAGUAGCCCCAUCUCCGUUGUUACCAAAUGGAAGCCUCUCAAAUGUCACCUUAAAGCAGGGGUGGGCAUUGGCCGGCGUCGGGUCUCGGGAGAUCUGUGUUUAGAUGUGGAUUUCCCCCAGUGACCCGGGGGAAGGCUGGCAUAGGAGGGAGUCAGGCAAGGAAUAUAUAGGUCUAGGUCCCUGAAGUCCCUUAGGGCAGUGCAGGGAAAACCUGCCCGGAGCCCACUCCUGACCUCACAGCCAUGGCCUGGAUGGGCUGGAGGCCAGAACUCAAGGAAGGGUCGGGGGGACCCUCUACCCACAGUGGGUCCUGGCCACACAUACCUGGGGGCUGGAGUAAGCAUGCUGAAGCUUGUGAUGGGUGGGAGGGAGCAGUGCCCUUCUAAGCCAGUCCUUUUUUCUCUGGCUGAAGCAUUUCCCUCAAGGAAAGCUGACUGCUUCUGCUGCACUAGGAAGCACCUGUGGACUCUGCUUUGAGCAACUGAAGCCAGAGCACCCUACUCUCAUCUCACUUCCCUUAGUGGUUCUUGGAUUUGGGGAGCUUUUUAGUCAAAGAUGAGGAGACACCCUCUACUCUUCCAGGCCUCAAGUCAUUUAAUAACUUUCUUUAAGAAACAAUUACACACAGCUUUCAAAUACACACAAAAGUAGACUAAGAACAGUCGUGUGCCCAUCACCUAGCUUCAGU